UGACAGUGGAACUACAACGUAUAUAAAAAUACAGUUCCAAAAAACUUUUGCAUUUAACAAUUUCAAAGGUUCAAAUUUGUUUUAUUGAAUUGUUAUCUACAUAUUUUAAUAAUUUGAAAUUUCUGGUAUCUAAAAUUUCCAUACAAUAUGAAUUCCAAGAAUAUAACGUCGCAUGUACAAAUAGUGUUGACGUUCUGUUUACUGGGAACAUUGAUCGGGAUUGGUCACGCUUUACCGGUUGAGACGGAUAAUGAUGCCGAUCUUGUGAAACAUCCAUCCAAAAGUAAUCCUCCCCCACAAUUUUUGACGCCAAACAAGAGGAAAUCUCGACAAUCCUUCCCAUUCAUAAUUUAUGGUGGAUGCAAUCCUCCCAGACGUAAUUGGUUUGGAUAUCAGGGUAGUUAUCCAACAGCUGGGUCCUAUUAUGGACAGGGCAAUUAUGGGGGGUGGGGCAAUGGGGGAAAUCGUGUAUCUACCAUUCCAGAUUCCAUAGUUUUUGUUGAAACUCCACCACCUGUCUGGUAAUGUCACAAUACAUAUAUAGCGGUAAUACAUAUUACGCUGAUAUUGAUACUAAAUUUCACUUAUAAUUGAUUAGUUUGAUUUGACUCACUUUAUUAUUUAUUAUUGAUUGGAUAAUCAUGUCCAAUUUUUGUUCAAAAAAAGUUUACAAUUUUUAUAGUUUACUGUAUUGAAUAAAUAUUUUGAUAAUGUGAAACUGUGGGUUUUUAUCUGGUAGGCGAUUUUUUUUCACAUUUUAGGAGUCAUAAUAAGUAUGUAUACGUCGGACAUUUAUGUAUGUAUUAUCAACCUCGAAAAUAUUUUCAUAAAGAUUUCUUCAUAAAUUCACACUUUGGGCUCGACGUCCAACUAGUUAUACAAGUAUUUGUACCAUUUUUUUAUAUAUUUUUUUUAAGUAAAUUUGCACAUGCUGUAGAAUUAUUGUCGUGGUUCACUUUAUUUGCUUAUUAUGACGCAUUCGCAAGAGACAGAGUUUACUCAGCAUUGAAAUCCU
Molecule: messenger RNA, 1015 nt
Organism: Folsomia candida
Lineage: Eukaryota; Metazoa; Arthropoda; Collembola; Entomobryomorpha; Isotomidae
Exons: 4
Coding region: 148-525 (125 amino acids)
Source: RefSeq, a predicted model, not a curated record